AAGAGAGAGAAAGAGAGAUGGCGGCGGCAGAACGGAGAGUCGGGGUGGCUAUGGACUUCUCGCCGAGUAGCAAGAAUGCGUUAAAAUGGGCGAUGGAAAACGUUAUCCGGAAAGGGGAUCAUCUUAUCCUUAUUAUCAUACGGCCCGAAGCGCAUUACGAGAAGGGCGAGAUGCAGCUCUGGGAAGUCACCGGUUCACCUUUUAUCCCUUUGAUGGAGCUGUCCGAUGCUGCUAUCAUGAAGAAGUAUGGAGUCAAGCAUGACCCUGAAAUCGUAGACUUCGUUAGCGGCGUUGCUAAGGAAAAAGAUGUUGAUGUUCUGAUGAAAGUAUAUUGGGGUGAUCCACGUGAGCAGUUAUGUGAAGCCAUUGACGCUAUCCCUCUCACCUGCAUGAUUGUAGGAAAUAGAGGCCUCGGCAAGCUUAAAAGGGCUAUAAUGGGGAGUGUAAGCAACUAUGUGGUGAACAACGGUGCCUGCCCUGUGACUGUGGUCAAGAGCCAUGACUAAGGUGCUGCGACUCUUGCUCCGAUAACGUUUUUC
Hibiscus syriacus is the source of this 539-nucleotide messenger RNA. Its product is annotated as universal stress protein PHOS34-like. NCBI's taxonomy places the organism in Eukaryota, Viridiplantae, Streptophyta, Magnoliopsida, Malvales, Malvaceae. The record is from RefSeq and is a predicted model, not a curated record. The transcript has 4 exons. Bases 18 to 506 code for a protein of 162 amino acids.